AUGACGGCUGAGAAACAAGAACAAUCUUAUAUAAAUGAUUUAUCACCAGCAAUUAUCGAUAACAAGACAUCAUUAAUAUUUAAUAAUUCACAUUAUUCAAAAAUAAUUAAAUAUAUUCAUUUAAUCUUAUUAUUAGAUUUUCUUUUACAUUAUUCAAUUGCCGUUGAACUAGGUGCAUUAGAAUUAAUUAAACGUCUAUUCAUAUCUCAUCCAUCAAUACCACUAAAUAAUUCAACAAUUGAAUUAUGUCAUUUACCAAUUCGACAAUAUAUUCCCUUUACCCUUAAUGAAAUGAGUCCAUAUAUUCUAUUUUUGUCUAUUAUCACAUUAUUUAUUGCAUUCGGAUCUUUUCGUAUAAAGUCCAUUCUUCUAUAUCAAAUUUAUUUAAUAUUAAAAUUUUUAUUUUUUAUUUUUUCAGUGUAUCUGUUAGCAAUUUAUACAUUAGUAAGUUUACAAUCCGAUUUUAUUUUAUCAUCGAUAACAAUGAUAUUACCCACAUCGUCAAUAACGGAAGAUGAAAGAAAUUUUAUCAAUAUUGACAGAUGUUUAACUCAUGCAAAAACAAAGUUAUCAGCGUACAUUUUUUCUGUAUUAAAUUCGAUUAUAUUGUUUAUAGGCAUUGAAUUUCAUGAUUUAUUUAAAAUUAUAUAA
Didymodactylos carnosus is the source of this 651-nucleotide messenger RNA. The record is from the annotation of a GenBank genome assembly. Lineage: Eukaryota; Metazoa; Rotifera; Eurotatoria; Philodinida; Philodinidae.